This is a messenger RNA of Trichoderma aggressivum f. europaeum, 651 nucleotides long. RefSeq lists its product as uncharacterized. Lineage: Eukaryota; Fungi; Ascomycota; Sordariomycetes; Hypocreales; Hypocreaceae. The transcript has 2 exons. Bases 1 to 651 code for a protein of 216 amino acids. The record is from RefSeq and is a predicted model, not a curated record.
AUGGCACCUCAACCGCAUAUCAAGUUAUACACAGACUCAACUCCUAAUGGCAUAAAGAUCACCACAGCACUGGAAGAGCUUGGGCUCCUUUAUGAGUUAGAGCACCUCGACAUCAGCACUCUUCGCCAAAAGGAGCCAUGGUAUCUUGAGAUCAACCCCAAUGGCCGCAUUCCUGCCAUUGUCGACACAUUUGAUGACGGCGAGUCAAUUAGAGUGUUUGAAGGUGGAAGCAUUGGACCUAUGCAAGGCCAGUCGUCCCAUUUCCUCCGCUAUGCGCCCACCAAAAUUCGGUAUGGUAUUGACCGAUAUGUCACUGAGACAAAGCGGCUGUACAAUGUCCUUGACGUUCAACUUUCGAAAUCCAAGUCUGGAUUUUUAGUGGGAGAUCACAUCUCAAUUGCAGACAUCGCGGCCUUGUCUUGGGUAAUCUUUGGCCCCUACGUGGACGUUCCCUUGGAUCUUUUCCCAAAUCUGCAAAAGUGGGAAGCAAUGCUGAGCGCAAGACCUGCUAUCACUAGAGGAUUCCACAUCCCCAAGGUAUUGGGCAUCAAGAGCGAUGACCCGGAAGGCGCUGCAAAGUACCAGCAACGUCAUGCCGACUGGGUGUUUAAGGGCAUGCAGGCCGACCAGCAGGCCUUUGGCCAAAAGUAA